AUGCCAGAGGCCUCCAAACCCAGACCUAAAACUGCUGGGCCACACCAAUCCUACAACAACAACAGCAACAUCAACACUAGCAAUAACGAUAUUAACAUUACUACCAACAACGUCAACUACAAUAGCAGUAGUAUUGAUAACAUCAACCGAAGCAACAACAACAUUGAUAUCAUUGUCAGCCUGAAUAACAACAACAACUACUACUACAACAACAACAACAACAACAGCUUAAACAAUGCGAACAACGACAUAAACAACACAAGCAACAGCAGUGGCAACUCCACACAAAUGGUUGCUUUUUCGAAUUCAUGUGGUAAGCAAGGAUAUCUCUGCCAUCGAAUCCAGUCACCGCAUUGCCAAUGUCAAACGCUUUACCGUUACACUACCGCACAGCCAAAAUGA
Messenger RNA from Helobdella robusta, 402 nucleotides. RefSeq lists its product as hypothetical. The coding region runs from base 1 to 402 and encodes 133 amino acids. The record is from RefSeq and is a predicted model, not a curated record. The transcript is spliced from 3 exons. NCBI's taxonomy places the organism in Eukaryota, Metazoa, Annelida, Clitellata, Rhynchobdellida, Glossiphoniidae.